AUGGCCAGACUUCAGCUCACAGAAAUCAUCCCGACAAUUCUCCUCUUGAUCAGUUCAUUCGGACUCGUCGGCAUCUCAGCACAACUAGCGCUGAGAAAGAACAUUUCAGAGCAUAUUCAGCAUGCUGCUAUAGCCGUGUUGAUUUGUGCGCUCCUUACACCUAUCUUGAUGAUCGCAAAACUCCUUAAACCGACCGUGAGGAAAUCGAUCAUUAUACUUGCGGUGUUGACAUUCUUGUGGACUGGAUCGACUGUGAUCACAGUUGCCUCAGCCAAGUAUGCAGAGAAGAAAACAAAAUUGUUGUGGGUUGUGGUGAUCAUGUUCGUGUCGUCUCAGUUACUAUCAUGCUCGGCAUUGUGGUUCAACGUCAGCAUCUUGUUGAGGCAGGGAAGGGCCAAGAAAGAUGAACAUCACCUCCAGGAGAAUGGCAGUUCCAUCCAACUCAACGGUAAUCUGAAGGAAGGAGCGAGUUUGGCAUCCAUUUACAGUGCGAAAUAA
Molecule: messenger RNA, 498 nt
Organism: Glarea lozoyensis ATCC 20868
Lineage: Eukaryota; Fungi; Ascomycota; Leotiomycetes; Helotiales; Helotiaceae
Exons: 3
Coding region: 1-498 (165 amino acids)
Source: RefSeq, a predicted model, not a curated record